Messenger RNA from Vittaforma corneae ATCC 50505, 1185 nucleotides. RefSeq lists its product as uncharacterized. Gene Ontology annotation, molecular function: DNA binding. Lineage: Eukaryota; Fungi; Microsporidia; Nosematidae. The record is from RefSeq and is a predicted model, not a curated record. The coding region runs from base 1 to 1185 and encodes 394 amino acids. The transcript has a single exon.
AUGAACAACAGUUACAAGAGAUUACAAGAAGAAAGCAGACCAUCUGACGAUAGUAAAUGCAAGAACGUCGAGGAUGAUCGCAAAUACUACUAUAAGAUUGACCAACAGACAUAUCUGACUGAUGGAGUAAAUGAGAAUACCAAUAAUCAUAUGAAAAAGAUCCAUGUGGAUACUCUUAUGAAUAAACCUGAUAAGCGAUCUGAUACUAGCAGUUUGAUUGAUGGAUUUUCACCUUUAACUAAAGCUUUACAAGGCGAUCGUAAUUCCCUUCUUAAAUCACCUUAUAAUGGCUUAGAAUUAUAUAACGAGUAUUUUAAUUUUUCGGAUACUGACAAUGGCAGAAGAUUGGGUGAUCCAUACUACAGACAGUCAAACGAGGCUUUUAACUACCAGCAGCUUGAUAGCUGUAAAUUUGCAGUACAGAGACAGUUUUAUGGUACUUUUGAAUCAUACUACGGUUGUAUACAUUCUGAAACGGAGUGUAAGUCACUCAUUGAAAAAGCUAAAAAGGGCGAAAUCUUGACUGUAAAAAAGCGAUUAAACCAGAGGGAAAAAACACUGAUCAGACCAGGAUCAGUGUUUGUAUAUACAGAAGAGGAGUCUAAUGUUAAGAGAUGGACGGAUAAGAAGGAAUGGUCACCGAGUCGAGUUCAAGGAUGCUUUCUUGUAUAUAAAGAGCUACAUGGACAAUUAAUGAAGAAAACGUAUGCAAGUAGUCAAAAUGAUGGAAUUUAUCACGUUGUAGCAUAUACCCUUAUGAGUUGGGAUAUCCAAGGAACAUGCUGUGAAUAUUUCAGAGUUCAAUUAGGAAAUAGUCAAAGACCUAUAUGUAAUGCUAAGGAUACUAAGAGAAAUGAUCUGGAAAACAAUUACAGUCACUAUCCAUCUAACAGAAGGGACACUACCCAAAAACCAGGGAAUAGCCAUUUUAGAAUGGGUAACUGGAAUGGAGACCACAAUAAUAUUGAGAUUGUAUCAGAUGAUGACUAUCAAACAACAACUUUUAAUGAGAGAAAUAGUGCAGUAACAUCCUUCAGUGAAACGGGUGAUGUGGACAUUCCUGAUACUGUUGUUUCUUGUAGUGAGAGAAAUGAUGGAUUCCCAAGAAGUAUUCUUGAUGUAAUUUCUUGCAAUGAGAAGAACUGUGGAGGUGUAUUGGGUGAAAAUGAGGUAAUAAAAGAGUAA